This is a messenger RNA of Cheilinus undulatus (humphead wrasse), 2139 nucleotides long. RefSeq names its product sodium/hydrogen exchanger 2-like. Lineage: Eukaryota; Metazoa; Chordata; Actinopteri; Labriformes; Labridae. Gene Ontology annotation, biological process: regulation of pH; sodium ion transport; proton transmembrane transport. Gene Ontology annotation, cellular component: membrane. Bases 1 to 2139 code for a protein of 712 amino acids. The transcript has 14 exons. The record is from RefSeq and is a predicted model, not a curated record. Gene Ontology annotation, molecular function: sodium:proton antiporter activity.
AUGGGGAAGACUGCUGACUUGACAAAGGUCGAGAGGACAAUCAUUGACGCCCUUCAGAGGGAGGUUUGGCCACCAUGUUUGGCCCUGACCCCACCUGUGGAGCUCCCUCAGCCCCACAACCUGCCCCCUGAGCUGGGCUUGAACAGCAGUGAUGGCAGCCUGUCAGUGGAUCUGCCCAUGGCUUUGAGAGUUUUCAGCAUGGACUACCACCAUGUGCAGGCCCCCUUUGAGAUCGUGCUGUGGAUCAUGCUAGCCUCUCUGGCUAAGCUGGGUUUCCACUGGUCAGGUCGAGUACCGGCAGUUGUCCCAGAGAGCUGUCUCCUCAUCAUGGUGGGCCUCCUGGUUGGAGGGGUGAUCUAUGGCGUUCGCCAUUCGGCUCCUCCGACCCUCAGUGCUGAUGCUUUCUUCCUCUUUCUGCUCCCACCUAUUGUCUUGGAUGCAGGAUACUUCUUACCAGGAAGGCUGUUCUUUGAAAACCUUGGCACCAUACUCUGGUAUGCAGUGCUGGGAACCUUAUGGAAUGUUCUGGGCAUCGGUCUGUCUCUGUACGGUGUAUGUCUUCUGGCUGAAAGCUCUCUGGGAGAUGUGUCUCUGCUUCACUGCCUGCUGUUUGGAUCUCUGAUAGCUGCAGUCGAUCCGGUGGCUGUGCUUUCUGUCUUCCAGGAAAUGCAUGUGAAUGAUCAGCUUCACAUCUUGGUGUUUGGAGAGUCGCUGCUCAAUGACGCUGUUACUGUGGUACUCUACAAGCUUUUUGAGUCCUUCCUUCGUCUGCCUUCAGUGUCAGGGCUGGAUGUGCUGCUUGGCGGGUGCAGGGUGGUAGUGGUGGGCUUGGGUGGCCUCUUUGUGGGCCUCUUCUUUGGCCUGGUGGCAGCCCUCACCUCACGUUUCACCGUCAGAGCCCAGGUCAUCGCCCCGCUCUUUGUCUUCCUGUACUCCUACUUGUCUUACCUGACCUCAGAGAUGCUUCAUCUCUCUGGAAUCAUGGCCAUUGUGACCUGUGCUGUGACCAUGAAGCAGUAUGUGGAGGCUAAUGUGUCUGAGCGCAGCAACACCAGCAUCCAGUACUUCCUCAAGAUGUGGAGCAGCGUGAGUGAGACCCUAAUCUUCAUCUUCCUGGGAGUGUCCACAAUACAGGACGUCCACAUGUGGAGCUGGCCCUUUGUGUGCUCUACACUGCUGCUCUGCCUUGUCUGGAGGGCCACAGGUGUUCUCCUGCUAACUGCUGUGGUGAACAAGCUGCGGAGAAAUGCUGUGACCUUCAGAGAUCAGUUCAUCAUUGCAUAUGGAGGCCUAAGAGGGGCAAUCUGUUUCUCCCUUGUCUUUCUGAUUGAUGACUUUCCAAAGAAAAGACUCUUUAUAACAACGACCAUUGUGGUCAUACUCUUCACGGUCUUUGUACAGGGGAUGACCAUAAAGCCUCUUGUUGAGCUGCUGGAUGUGAAGAGGAAGAAGAGAGCUCUGCCGACUGUCAGUGAGGAGAUCCACAGCAGGCUCAUCGAUUACCUGCUGGCAGGGAUAGAAGAUGUGGUUGGCUACUGGGGACAGCACUACUGGAAGGACAAGUUUGAGCAGUUCAACAGGAAGUAUCUUCGACCUGUCCUUAUCCGUGAGGAUCAGCAGGCUCACUCCAGCAUCCUCAGAGUUUGUCAGGAGCUGGAAAGAAGAGAGCAAGGAGUGGACACCAUAACACCAUCACCCUCCCACAGCCGCCCUCUCUUACCAGAGGAGAUGGACAGCAUCAGGCGUAUUCUCUCCAGAAAUCUUCAAAACUUCAGCAACAAGCAGACACCAGCAUACAGCAGACACACUCUGCACCAGGAGGCCAACAGUGACAGGAUGAGGAAGUGUCUCCACAGACACCAGAGUCUAGGGGAGAGAUACACCAUCACACAGGGGGAAGAUGGAGAGUUCAGUGGCUCACACAGAACAAGAAAAGGACUUAGCAGGUCUCACACAGUGUGCUCCAUAAGCCCAAGGACCACCCAAGAACCAUCAGUCCCAGCAUCCUCUGCUCAGACGGUGGGUUCAACAUCAUAUGCUGCCAGAGAGGAGCCGAUCUCUCCACCACAACAAACACCUGCUGGAGGAGCUCCUAAGAAGCAACUCAGCUUUAUUUUGGAGAAUGAGAAGCUGCAAUGA